AUGUCAGUUACCAUUCACGAUGGUAACUUCUUGUUCCGUGUGAAUUAUGCCACACAAAUUCUCUGUUUCAUUUUGACCACGCCUUUCGUUUUCCUUCGAAUCUUUGUUCGAUGGAAAGUGAAUCGCGCGCUCGGUAUCGAUGAUGGUUCUGUUUAUGGGAUACUGCGCGACUGGCAUGAUCUGUAA
Penicillium atrosanguineum is the source of this 186-nucleotide messenger RNA. RefSeq lists its product as uncharacterized. The record is from RefSeq and is a predicted model, not a curated record. The transcript is spliced from 2 exons. NCBI's taxonomy places the organism in Eukaryota, Fungi, Ascomycota, Eurotiomycetes, Eurotiales, Aspergillaceae. Bases 1 to 186 code for a protein of 61 amino acids.